AUGUCUGCUGAUUUCAUACUAGGUAAAGAUGCUUUAAAACAAACUCAAAAAUCACUAAAAGCAUUGAAACUGCAUCAAAAAGUAGAAGGACAAUCUCAAGCAUCACCAAUCUAUUUAACAAUCAAUAUCAAAAUUAAAUUAAUCAAAAUAAAAGAUUAUAAAUCAAGAAUUAUACCAGUAACUCAUAAAUUAAACAAAGUCGAGAAUAAGUCUAUAUUGCUCAUCACUAAAGAUCCUUCGAAUAUAUACAGAGAAGAAUUGCUUAAAAAAGAUUCACCAACAGAAGAUUCAUUUAAUGAAAUAAUAUCAUUGAAAAAAUUAAAAAGUUUAUCUAAAAACUCCAAGAAUUUAAUAAAAUUAUAUAAAGAAAACGAUAUAGUUGUUUGUGAUUUUAGAAUUUUCAAAUUCUUACCAGAUAUAUUAGGUACAAUUUUUUAUCUCAAAAAUAAGAAAAUUCCAUAUAUGAUUCAAAUGAAUAAAUCAAGUCCAACUCAACAACUAACUAAAACCAAACAAAAUAAAUUGAAAGAUAACAAUUGUGAUUCAAAAUAUGUACAGAAUCAACUAAAGUCAAUAGUAGGUAAUCCAUCAUUUAUUCCAACUUCAAAUUUAGGUGAUGUUAUAAAUUUAAAAAUUGGAUAUACGAAUUGGGAUUUAGAAAAAUUAAUUACAAAUAUAAAUGAUGUUUUAAUUUAUCUAGUUGAUGAUAAGCAUAGACCUUUGGGUGGGAUAAUAAAUAUAGAUCAAUUGGGGAAUAUUCAUGUCAGGUGUGAUAAUAGUAUUAGUUUACCUGUGCUUGUAAAACAUGAAGAGAUUAUAGGAGUUGAUGAAGAUAAUGAAAAUGAUAGUGAUUUUGAUUUUUGA
Messenger RNA from Lodderomyces jiufengensis, 864 nucleotides. RefSeq lists its product as uncharacterized. The transcript has a single exon. The coding region runs from base 1 to 864 and encodes 287 amino acids. The record is from RefSeq and is a predicted model, not a curated record. Lineage: Eukaryota; Fungi; Ascomycota; Pichiomycetes; Serinales; Debaryomycetaceae.